Molecule: messenger RNA, 3585 nt
Organism: Cryptococcus amylolentus CBS 6039
Lineage: Eukaryota; Fungi; Basidiomycota; Tremellomycetes; Tremellales; Cryptococcaceae
Exons: 19
Coding region: 267-3434 (1055 amino acids)
Biological process (GO): potassium ion import across plasma membrane; intracellular potassium ion homeostasis
Cellular component (GO): plasma membrane
Molecular function (GO): high-affinity potassium ion transmembrane transporter activity
Source: RefSeq, a predicted model, not a curated record
CCCUGCCUCUCCUUUUUCCAUCGAUUCCAUUCUCAGAUCGCCCUUUCGAAGCAUCCCCGACCCCGAGCGGCCCUGUCCAUACUGUACAGCACCCUUGUACACUCUCCCGCAGCCAUCCCGCACGUGUGCAUCCCAGUAUCCGCCAUCUCCGCCCAUCCAUCCGCCAUGUCUAUCGCCCGUACCAUAUUAUAAUACCUAUUCCAGAGUCGCUCCCACUUCCUUCAGCCACCACCUAAAGCGCCAGAAGGCGCAUCACUCGCCGAACAAUGUCACCUUUCCGGAAACCCUCCCUAUCGACUCUCCCAUCGCAUCUCGAGCUGCCCACAACUUGGACAAAGUUCCAGACGAUCCUCAUGGGAUCGAUGAACUUUUACCGAAUUCAUCUUAUCGCAUUCACAGUGAUCCCUCUCAUUACAUCUGGAAUCAUGUACGCCUGUAACACCGAAAUCCACAUAUCCUAUAUCGAUUGCCUGUUCUGUUGCAUGUCGGCCAUGACUGUGACGGGACUGGCGAGUGUCAAUCUGAGCACGCUCAGUGUGGUACAGCAGGUGAUCCUGUUUGUACAGAUGAUCAUCGGCAGUCUGACAUUUGUGUCUAUUGUUAUGAUCAUGGUCAGGCAGUAUUUCAUCCGCCAAAGCUUCAAACAUGUGUUGCAAGAACGACAGAACCUGAGGAACCGUCUGAGCAAGACGCUCACCCGGGUUGCCACUGUCGCCCCGCCGCUCUCUGCUCUACGGAAGAAAUUCAGCAGAAAGGAUAAGGACGGGGCCGACAGCCCCAAGGGCUCUCCAAAACGCUCCUCGACCCCUUCCUCAUUCGAACUCAACCCUGUCGCCCCAUCUCCCCGAAAGCCAGAAGAGCACAAGCCCAAAAAGAAGCGCCACGAGAAACUCCGUCCUGACAUGAUCAAACGUGUCGAAGGCGGCGGUGUGGGGUUGGUGAACAAUAUGGGCUGGUACGAUGCACAGCGGGAGAAGCUGGCGACGCCUGCGCCCACGCCGGAACGGAGAGGCUCGCCUGGCUCGCCUUUACCGACUGGGAGCACGAUGCUGAGCGAUAGUGGGAAAGAGUUGACUCAGGCGUUGGAGGCUGCUGUUGAGAGUGGGGCUGUACCAGGGCAUCAGGUGGAGGACAAUGGGGAGGCUGUUUUGACAGAGUCGCCGACGGGAAUGGAGGAUUAUCAACGGCAUGACGGUGAGAGGCGAGAGCGUCUGAGGUCUAUCCUGGAGGCACCGGAUAUCAACGUCCAGACCGUCUCCACCGAUACUACCGAACAUUAUUCUGGUGAAGAGGAUCAAUCGCCUUCUCCGCCUCAUUCCCCUGGUACCAAAGUGCCUUACGCUGGCCUGCAGCUCACAGAUGACGCAUUCCCUCGCUCCAAGACUAUUGCUUUUGAAGAUACCAUGGACGACAGCCACGAUUUCCGCGAACGCGCCACCUCCACUCAAAGAGAAUCCUUCUUCCCCCGCUCGGCCACCUUCCGAAGCAAUCAAGGACAGUCUACCAAUCAGGACCGCCUACCCUAUUCUGCUACGAUGCAGUCUGGAGCAGGCAACUUCCCCAGGACGUAUUCGCUGAGGCCUACGAAUAGUAAUCGUCGGCAGGAUCACCGGCUGCAGGGAUUUGGAGGAUUUCCGACACCGUUGGACAUCGGAAAGAAGGUCUUCCGAAGGGUAUUCCCCGAGACGCACAAGAAUCUGUCCAAGAGCUUCACCAUGCCGAGGACGAACACCUACUCUGGAAAAAGCACGAUGACUGCGACCGGGCCAUCUGAAGGGAAGGAAGUGCCGUAUAUCAGCUUUGCGGCUACUGUCGGGAGGAAUAGUCGUUUCCAGGGGUUGACCAAGGAGCAGAUGGAUGAGUUGGGUGGAGUGGAGUAUCGAGCUUUGCGUGUGUUGUUGCAUAUCGUCGUUGGAUAUUUCAUCUUUGUGCAGAUUGCGGCUUUCAUCAUAAUGGCACCCUAUAUUGCCGCCGGGGGACGGUACCAACAUGUUUUUGAUGACCAGCCGAGACAAGUCAAGGUUUACUGGUUCGCCCUGUUCCAGUCGGUCUCCGCGUUCACCAAUACGGGUAUGAGUCUGUGUGAUUUGAGUAUGGUGCCCUUUCAGAGAGCGUACUUGAUGAUUGUUGUCUUGAUCAUCCUAAUCUUCGCUGGUAAUACUGCUUUUCCUGUCUUUCUUCGUUGUACAGUAUGGACCUUAUACAAGCUGGUCCCCGUCACAUCUCGGAUACACGAGUCUCUCAAGUUCUUGCUGGACCAUCCUCGACGAUGCUUUGUCUACCUGUUUCCUGCUACCCAGACUUGGGUUCUUGCCCUAGUCAUGUUGGGUCUCACCCUUAUUGAUUGGGUCAGUUUUCUUGUUCUGGAUUUGAGCACCGAGGCAAUCAUGUCUUUACCAGUCGGAACACGUAUCGCUGCUGGCUUCCUGCAAUCGGCAGCUGUACGCGCCUCUGGUUUCAGCAUCGUGUCCCUCGGGGCAUUGGCACCUGCCGUCAAAGUCCUCUACGUCGUCAUGAUGUACAUCUCCGUUUACCCCAUCGCCUUAUCCGUUCGAGCGACUAAUGUGUAUGAGGAAAAGAGUCUGGGACUCUUCGACGAAGAAGUGGAAGACGAUGAUGUUUCGGAAGAAGGCGAGGGUGCGCAGGCUGUGGCCAAGUACAUUGGGUGGCACGCUAGGCGGCAGUUGGCGUUCGAUAUCUGGUGGCUUGGUUUUGCUCUCUGGCUAGUCUGCAUCAUCGAGCGCGGACAUAUCGAUAAUGACCAGGAAUGGUUCAAUAUCUUCAACAUCAUUUUCGAGCUUGUCAGCGCUUAUGGAACUGUUGGCUUGACAGUCGGGCUUCCAUAUGACAACUUUUCUUUCAGCGGUAGUUUCAGAAAACUCUCCAAGCUUGUCAUUAUUGCUGUCAUGUUGCGAGGAAGACAUCGUGGGCUGCCCGUCGCUAUCGAUCGAGCUGUUAUGUUGCCCAAAGACUUUACGGCUGAGGAAGAAGCAGCCUUUGAAGAAGAACGCUCUCGUCGCAUGUCUCGCUCUCGUCGAGGCAGCAGUUUCUACCAAGAAGAACCUUUCGUUCCUCGAUCCCGCCCCGAAUCAUUUGGUGGCACCGGUGCUUACCAAGAGGUCAAUUUCACCCCCGGACCCGUCACUGCCAUCCCCAUUCCCCAUCAUCAUCAACACCAUGUCAUCCACUCAGAACAAAAAGCUGAACAGAUAGGCAGUGGUCCUGGUGGGGUGCACAAGUUUGGGCAUUUCCGAUCCAGUUCCACUGGGAGCAACUCCCAUGGGCCGGAAAGUCCUACCUUCCAGCCGAGGGAGAGUGAGGACAGAUGGCCACAUAGCGGAAACAGGGCAUUGACCCCUGUGAGGGAGGGUCAUAUGAGUAGCGCUCAGAGCCACCCCCCGGUGUACACCACAGAUAGUGCCCUCGAGGUUUGAUGGAGAGUAAGAAAGUGGGGCGAGCAUAUCAUACCGUUUCUUCAGCCGAUCAACAAUCAACAUAGACGUUCGAGUACAAUUCGCAUUUAUAGUUGAUUCUUUUCUGAGGGGGCUGUUGUGCUUAUAGUAGUAGACAUGAUUAUAACGAACC